CCUUGAUGGGCAGAGACACUAAAAGUCUGUGAAGCAACAUUGUGGGAACUCAGCAGAACACAAGAAGAGGCCGCAGAAGACCUUUUUGUCAAGCAUCCAAUCAUCUGGACUUGGAACCAAAACAGAAAAAUCAGAAACAGAACCAACAAGCAGCCAAUAAGAAAGAAGAAUCAACAGAGGGAAGAAGUACAACUUGGUCUUGAUCAGGUCCAGCUUGGAGACUUAAAAGAGGAAGAAGAGGUUGCAAUGAACCUGCUACUUAUUAUAUCGCUAGCGGCCACCAUCCUCUCCAGUUAUGCAUCAGUCACUAGAAGGACCUGGCCCUGGCACCGACACCUACGUUCCCCCCAGACUCCAUCUGAAAAACAAACAGCGCAAUGUCUGAUUGGAAACGGGAGCAGUUACAGAGGUUCUGUUUCUGUGUCUGCCUACGGCCACACUUGUUUGUCCUGGGACAAGUUCAGUAACAUCGGAAGAAGACUUCUAUCACAGGGCCUGGACAGACACAACUUCUGCAGGAACCCAGACCAAAGCUUGAGUCCGUGGUGUCGGGUGCGAAGAAGACAUAGAAUCGUCAGAGAGUUGUGUAACAUUCCCAAAUGUGACACUGAUUCUCCUGUCACCACAUCUGUUCCUCCAUCUCCAGCUGUGGACACUGAGAAUACGUGCGGGAAAAGAGUGGAGCAGCGUUAUAAGAUUGUGGGGGGUUCGGUCAUACCCAUCGAGGAACAGCCAUGGACAGCGGUCAUCUUUAAAGGCAGAAGACUCCACUGUGGAGGUUCCCUCAUAGCUCCGUGUUGGGUCCUCUCGGCCGCUCACUGCUUUAGCAAAAAAUUUGAGAGCAUCACAAGCAAGGAUCUAACUGUGUAUCUGGGCAAAAGCUCCAUCAGAGAGACUGAUGCCAACAGAGAGCAGAAGUUUGCUGUGGAUCAGAUUAUAAUCCAUCAAGACUACGAUAACAUUGAGGAAACCUUCAAUAACGACAUCGCCCUGCUGAAGCUGAAAAGCAAAGACGGGGUGUGCGCGGUGCGGACCAAGGCUGUGAGGACGGUGUGUCUCCCCCCGCCUCUCACCAAGCUGCCCCUCGGUGCUGCGUGCACCGUCGCAGGACAUGGGAAACAGGUGACAUGGGGAGGGGAGUUCUCUCCCAAACUGAAACAGGCCAACGUUGCGCUACUCUCUCAGAACCUCUGCAACAGCAAGAGUUACUAUAAUAAAAGCGUCACAGAGAACAUGUUCUGUGCUGCGAGUCCUGACUGGAGCAGAGACUCCUGUAAGGGUGACUCAGGUGGACCGCUGAUGUACGAAGUGUCUGGAAGGGUGUUUGUGUUCGGCGUGGUGAGCUGGGGCGAGGGCUGUGCCUUAAAGAACAAACCUGGGGUGUACACACGCGUCACCAACUACAACAGCUGGAUCGCUGAGAAAACAGGGCUGCCUGCCUACACCGCAGGAGUCAUGUACCCCCAGAAGUGAGUUUGAAUAGUAGACAGAGAGAGGAGAGUGGAGCACGAGAUAAGAUGAGGCAGCUAUAGUUUGGUAGACAGAGAGACAGGCAGACCAACCGACCUAGCUAUCAGACCUGACGCCCGCCUCUUAUGCCUUGUUCCUGCAUAGAGAGCAUCGUCCUUCGUGGGACCAUUUGAUGUAAUGUUAUGUGUUAUGUAUUUUAUUGGACUAUUUAUUCAUGACUUUAUUGUAUUUCCAUUCAAAAGUAAUUUAUUUAAAUAUUUGUUUUCUACAAAAGCCAUGUAUUUUGUCAUAAAAUUGUAUAUGUAAAAUAUUUUGAUACAUGGGCACAUCUGUCCAACUGUUUUCUUUUAUUGCAUAUAAAGUUUAUUUCCACAUACU
This is a messenger RNA of Osmerus eperlanus (European smelt), 1848 nucleotides long. Its product is annotated as tissue-type plasminogen activator-like. Gene Ontology annotation, biological process: regulation of cell adhesion mediated by integrin; plasminogen activation. Gene Ontology annotation, molecular function: serine-type endopeptidase activity. The transcript is spliced from 11 exons. Lineage: Eukaryota; Metazoa; Chordata; Actinopteri; Osmeriformes; Osmeridae. The coding region runs from base 247 to 1473 and encodes 408 amino acids. The record is from RefSeq and is a predicted model, not a curated record.